This is a messenger RNA of Phyllostomus discolor (pale spear-nosed bat), 5623 nucleotides long. It is a transcript of the gene SLC22A15, whose product is annotated as solute carrier family 22 member 15. Gene Ontology annotation, molecular function: transmembrane transporter activity. The coding region runs from base 302 to 1942 and encodes 546 amino acids. The transcript has 12 exons. Gene Ontology annotation, biological process: transmembrane transport. NCBI's taxonomy places the organism in Eukaryota, Metazoa, Chordata, Mammalia, Chiroptera, Phyllostomidae. Gene Ontology annotation, cellular component: membrane. The record is from RefSeq and is a predicted model, not a curated record.
GACGCGGCUGCAGUUCCCAUUUUCUCCAUCGGAAAGGGCGCCUCGCGCCAAGCCACUUCCUCUUCCUCCCUGUUCCAGCGGCGCGGGCACCGAUCCAUCUCAGAGAAAAGCUCGGUAACAGGAAGCGCGGAGGCCAGGGUACCGGGCAUCCAGCUCCGGCCCCACGUCCCCGGCGCGCAGCCCGGGAUUCCCAGCUGCCUACGCCCCGCGCUCCCCUCGCCCCGCGCGCGCUCCCACCCGAGCGAGCGGGAGCCGGAGCGGGUGCCGGGGGAGCGAGGGCCCCGCCAGAGUCGGGGGCGCCAUGGAAGUGGAGGAGGCGUUCCAGCUGGUGGGGGAGAUGGGCAUCUACCAGAUGUACUUGUGCUUCCUGCUGGCGGUGCUGCUGCAGCUCUACGUGGCCACGGAGGCCAUCCUCAUCGCGCUGGUCGGGGCCACGCCGUCGUACCACUGGGACCUGGCAGGGCUCCUGGCCAACCAGAGCCACGGCGGCCAGAGGGCUGGUGACGACCGGGCCCUCGGAGCCUGGCUCCUGAGGGCCAAUGGCAGCGAGAUCCACAAGCACGUGCACUUCAGCAGCAGCUUCACCUCCAUCGCCUCCGAGUGGUUCUUAAUUGCCAACAGAUCGUACAAGGUGAGCGCAGCGAGCUCUUUUUUCUUCAGCGGCGUGUUUGUGGGAGUGAUCUUGUUCGGCCAGCUUUCGGAUCGCUUCGGGAGGAAAAAGGUCUACCUCACAGGUUUUGCUCUUGACAUCUUAUUUGCUAUUGCAAAUGGGUUUUCCCCGUCGUAUGAGUUCUUUGCAGUCACCCGCUUCCUGGUGGGCAUGAUGAACGGAGGGAUGUCGCUGGUGGCCUUUGUCCUGCUGAACGAGUGUGUGGGCACCGCCUACUGGGCACUCGCAGGGUCGAUCGGCGGCCUCUUCUUCGCGGUCGGCAUCGCCCAGUACGCCCUGCUGGGGUACUUCGUCCGCUCCUGGAGGACCCUGGCCGUGCUGGCUAACCUGCAGGGAACGGUGGUCUUCCUCUUAUCUCUAUUCAUUCCUGAAUCCCCUCGUUGGUUAUACUCCCAGGGUCGCCUGAGCGAGGCGGAAGCGGCUCUGUACCUCAUUGCCAGGAGGAACCGCAAGCUCAAGUGCACGUUCUCCCUGACGCACCCGGCCAGCAGGGCCCGCAGGGAGACGGGGAGUUUCCUGGACCUGUUCCGGCACCGGCUGCUCCUGAGGCACACUCUGACCCUGAUGUUCAUCUGGUUUGUGUGCAGCCUGGUGUAUUACGGCUUGACCCUGAGUGCGGGUGACCUAGGUGGGAACAUGUACGCCAACCUGGCCCUGUCUGGCCUCGUAGAGAUCCCGUCCUACCCUCUCUGCAUCUACCUGAUUAACCAGAAGUGGUUUGGCCGGAAGCGGACGCUAGCGGCGUUCCUGGGCCUCGGAGGACUGGCUUGUCUCCUCAUCAUGUUCCUUCCAGAGAAGAAAGGCACAGGUGUGUUUGCCGUGGUGAAUAGCCAUUCCUUGUCUCUGCUGGGGAAGCUGGCCAUCAGCGCCGCCUUUAAUGUAGCGUAUAUCUACACCUCUGAGCUCUACCCCACCGUCAUCAGGAACGUUGGGCUUGGAACGUGCUCCAUGUUCUCCCGAGUCGGCGGGAUUCUGGCCCCCUUCGUCCCCUCACUGAAAUAUGUGCAGUGGUCUUUGCCUUUCAUUGUCUUUGGAGCCUCGGGCCUGACCUCGGGCCUCCUGAGUUUAUUACUGCCAGAAACCCUCAACACUCCUCUGCUAGAGACGGUUUCUGACCUUCAGGUGUAUUCAUACCGGAGGCUGGGGGAGGAAGCUCUAUCUUUACAGACCUUGGAUACCCCGCAGUCCGUGGACAAGGAGGGCGCUUUCGGGAGUGAGAGCGAAGAGGAAGAGUUUUACGAUGCCCAUGAGGAGACUCAGAUGAUCAAGUGAAAAGCCCCAGACCCCUCCUCUGAAGCAGCAGACCGCCGUUUGUGCCUCUGGCCAAGGCAGGCCCUGCCGGGAAGCCUGAGAGCGCUGGGGAAGGAUGGGCUUGAACAGGUGGGGAAAGCGCUCAGCUCCCAGACUGACUUUCCCUGGCCCAGAGCGAGUUGGAGAGGAGAUUUCAUGAGCGAGGCCAUCCCUGCACUGAGGACAUAGACAUUACUUGGUCGAACAUUCAGGUUUACCUCAGAGUCAUGACCUCUGGCCAGACAGCUCAAAUCCACAUGCCAGAGUGGCAAGCUGGUUUGCUUCUAGAAGUUUGAUUGGGUUGCUUUUCCUUCAUCAUGACCUAAAGGCAGAUAUGUAAAAAAAAAUUCUUUUUCUCACAGUUUUCGGGGGUUGAGCUAAACACCCUUAAGAUUGAAUGGUUAAGCCGUUAAGAUUCAUCUUCCCACCAUACUGGAUCUACCCCCUUCCCAGCUGCUCCUCACCAUGAAUCUCUGGAGGCAGUGUUGGUAAGAGCGGAGCAGAAGCGCUGCGUGUGGGCGGCCCCAGACCCGCCAGCCUCGCCCCGAUGAAGCCCCAGUGCUCCGCCCGGUUCCCAGCCUCCGGGCUGGCCUGAGCUCCCGGCGCCUUCCGCCCCACGGGCCACCCUCUGGGAAAAGCCCACGGCUCCCAAGCAGCUUUCUCAGUUGGAGGCGUGGCCGAGACUCCCCGUUAGCUCCCUUCCACGCUCAGAUUGUGCAAUGUCUUCAGUUCCUGCUUGUGUCCACCUCUCGAAAAAUUGCCAUCUCAGGUUCUAGUACCAGCAAUAGCUUCAGAGUCGUCCCCAGUCAAUGACGAAGUUUUAUGGAGGUGGAGGACAGGUUGAAAAAUGACACGUUGAGCACGUGGCUGUUGGGGGUGUGGGGGAGAGGGUGCUGUUUUUAAUAAGGAAGAAAAUUAUCUUCCACAAUAUUACAGUCUGUCUGGUUUUCAGUGUCGUGCAAUGCGGAACUUGGGCAACGGGUAAGAAUCUGAACCCUUCUUGUCCGAGAUCUGUCCCUACCUGUUCAGUCAAAUGGAAGGCACAGUAAUUGCAUAGGCAAUUUUGGUUUUUCAUGAAGUACUAACAACUUGCAAGUAGAUCAAAAUCAUACUUAGUUCCCUCAAGUCGUGUGCUGAAAAGAUCUGUUUCCCCACGAAACCUGAAGGUUCUCUCGAAUCGGAGCGCUAACCUGGAGUCAGCGGGCUUGGUCAGCCUUGCUUUAAGCUACUUUCCCAACCAGGAAAAUGUCUGCAUUUUCAGAAUUCCCAUUUCUAUGAAUCUCUUGGAGGAAAAGAUAUUGCAUUAGAGUAAAAGGAAGACACCACCAUGACCGCCUCCAGAAAUCGUGGAGGCAUCACCCCGGUUGGCUCCAAUGCUCCCCUGCUGUCUUCCACUUUGCCCUCUCGGUUCACACUGCGUCGGGCUCCAUGUUUGCUGAAGCACGUUUAUGUUCUUUAUGCCCCUGACUACGUAUCGCACCCUUCAUAAGUAGGGGCCAUCUCUACUACUUUUUCUCUCUGCUGUGCCCAGAACUUGGGCCUCGACAGCAUACGGACUAGUAAGUAUCGCUGUUUCUAGCCAUCAGGGAAAUUAUGCAGUGCUUCCCAGGAUCAUUUUUGUAAAGCCCAGGCAGACCUGGCCCAGACCCCCAUGCUGUGGAAUCUGGCUUGUCUUUCUCCGGAAAUGAAGACUCUGCCCACGGCCACGAGUGGAAAAGAAGGAGAAUUUAUGAGGACUCUUAGACGCUCCUCUUCAACGGUCGGGACAUUAACAGUAAAACAGCAAACUAACACACGUGAGAUUUGGGGUUGGUUGGAGCUCUCUUUGCAUUGUAAGAGUAACACAUCCCACUAUAGAAAAUUUAGAAACUAGGAUUUAAACACUUUAUCACUCAUAGGCCCAACACCCCGAGGCAACCAGUGUUUUGCCUUUGUUCUGUCUGAGGACCAGUUAGGCAUCUACCUCCGUGUUGGCACUAGGGUUCCCUCUGCCCCUGGCUAAAUAAAUGAGCAUUCUAUUCAUCCCAUCCCGGGGUAUCCUUUUUUCCAACUGUGGGAUGGAAGAAGCGGGGAGGGACACACAGUUUGGACACAUGUUACUUAAUAAGGGCGGGCAGGCUAUCGGCUGCCCACGUCAGAUGUGUUGCUCAGUUUUGUUUCUUUCCGGAUCUUUUAGCAAAGUUUAAUAAUGAUUAUUUUUUUCAUUCCUCUGCCUUUUAUAAAAACAGCUUUUUUUCUUUUGUAGUAACUGUUGAAGAAUGGUGGAUUGUAGAGAAUGUGCGUAUGUGUACUUUGUGUUAUUACAUUUUUGGAAGGCUUUUCCGUUCUAGGCAGCAUGUUGAGCCCAGGCCUAAACUGGGUCGGGGACAAUGAUGUCACUGUGCUCCACCUCCGCAUCUCAUCCCACUGGAAGGUCCUUCCACUGGGGCGGAACAGACGCAGCCGGCAUCCCCUGGGAUAACAGUGCCUUCUUUGGAAACGCCUCCUGGAAAACCCGCCUGGGGCUCUUCUUGAGGAGGUGUUACUCUUUCCAGAAACAUGUCCAUGACAAUUUGCGUGGUCUCUGUUUUUUCCAUCAUAGAUUUGCCGGUCAGCCAAUAAUGCCCAUUGAACACUCCUCUCUGUUGACAGCUAUGACGUCACUUGGUGACGGACCUGUUUCAGCUCCACUAUAGUCUUAUGGGGCCGCCACUGAUGACCAAAACAUCAUUGUGUGGCAUGUGACUGUAUGUGUAAAUAUCUGUGUGUGUGUGUGUGUUUAUAAAACUUUCAUGAAACAGUACUUAUUUUUGGUAGGCCUACUAACAAUUUAUAUUUUGUUUUAUUUCAUUUUAUGAAUGCUAUUUGUGAGCCACUAACAGAAUGCAGCCCAUAGCUUGAAACCCACUCAUCACUGCUCUGUCCUGCAAAGGCUUUAGAGCCUAAGUGCACAUUUCCCAAAGUGCUUUCAGCUGGGUGUCCAGGUGCAGCCGCAUUUCCAUCAGACAGAGACGGAAUCUGGGAGGCAGGAGUGCGGUGAGGCCGUCCGUGGAAUGUGUUGGUUUCUUCCCACUGGGGUCCAGGCAUUCAGCUCCGCUGAGUCAGUUUCAGCAGCCAUGUUGGCAGCAGAUUUUAAUAUUGAUUAAAAUCUUAACAAGAGUGUAGGUAGACAAAGAACAAGAUAGGACAAAGCUAGAGCAUGAUUUCAACAUAGAGCCUAACAAAAGAAUUUCAAUAUUCAUAUGGAAAAGUAAACAUUGAAAAAAUAGCCAAGACAAUGCAGAAAAACAAGAACAAACAGACCGGAUUUGAAUCCCCAUAUCCUGAAACUCCCGAAGCCAUAGUCUUGGGGCCACCAUAAGGAAGUAUCCAGCAGAACAUGAUAGAGGCUCCGGCACGAAACCAGGCAUGCAAAUGUUUUUUUGAAGAUAGUGUGACGAAUCAGUGGGAAAACAGCUAACUAUUCAAUGAUUGAUGUGGGAACAACUGGGUUUCCAUCUCGAAGAAAAUAAAGUAGGUUCUUUCCUCUCACCAUAACAAAAAUAAAUUCCAAAUGAGUUAAAGGCCUAAAUGAAAAAAAAUGCAAAACUUUCCCACUAUUUUAAACUGAUAGAAGAGAAUAUAUUUAUGACCUUGGGGGAUAGAUGGGUUUCUCAGACAAGAAAUAAAAAUCACAAAUCAGUU